This is a messenger RNA of Nothobranchius furzeri (turquoise killifish), 5041 nucleotides long. RefSeq lists its product as uncharacterized. NCBI's taxonomy places the organism in Eukaryota, Metazoa, Chordata, Actinopteri, Cyprinodontiformes, Nothobranchiidae. The record is from RefSeq and is a predicted model, not a curated record.
AUUUUUCCCUUCUCACUCCUUUGAGGAACUUUUCGGAGAACACUCCAAGGGCUUUCUUUCACUCCAGUGAGGCCCAGAAACAAUAUUUCUUUUUUCACAACCCGCCCACUGUCACUUUGUAGCUCUAUAUAAGACAGCAAACGGACCGAUGAUAAGAACUUGGUCUCAGGACAAAUCAGGCCAUGGAGUGUAAAGUCCUCGUCUGCGCCGUGCUCCUGACCCUCGUAAAGCGUGUGUCUUCAGAGGACAUUCAGGCCAGCCUGAAUGCAAAUGCAUCCCUCCCCUGUAAUGUCUCCAUACCAGGAGACAAACUGGACGCGUCUCUGAUCAAAGUCAGCUGGACUAGAGAUGGCUCUGGAGUCGCCUCUUUUGGAGAAGCAGCUGCAGGAAUAAAGGAAGGCUUCAGCUGGAACAUGGCUGAUUUCAUCCAUGGAGACUUUUCCCUCACUGUCCUCAGAGCCAGUCUCAGUCUGCAGGGGGUGUAUGAGUGCAGCGUUAGCCUCAACGCCACAACUCUGCACACCAGUAAUUUGACUUUUACUGUCGUUGCUGCUCCUUCUCUGUCUGUGCCUCAGCGUUGGGUGGCGUUAGAAACAGAGAGCCAACUGGAAUGCUACGCUAGUGGCUUCCACCCUCCUCCCGUCUCUUUCACCUGGACCAGAGAUGGACUAGUCAUUCAGCCUCCCUACCAGGUGGAAGGUGAGAUGACUCCAGAUGGGUCCUACACCGCCAUGAGCAACCUGACUGUCUGGGCAUCUAGAGAGGACCAGAAUCUGACCUUUGGCUGCAGAGUGUCACAUGAAGGCAUCGAUCAAGAGCUGGAUUUCCAACUCAACAUCACACACCUUCCUACGGCCAGACUCUCUGUGGUACCAUCAUCCUCCAAAAGCAUCCCUCUCACCCUCUACUGUGACGUGGAGAGUUUUUACCCACAGAAAGUGUCUGUGUCUUGGUUUCAAAAUGGCACGUCACUCCCUGACCCUCCAGUGACUCAUCAGAACCCAGAUCGGACCUUCAGGACCAGGCGUUAUUUCACUCUGAGCUCAGAGGAAAGGCAGAAAGGAGGGAUGGUGGAGUGUGCUGUACACCAGCCUGGAGUUGUGAGUCCCAUCAGUGCUUCUGCAGAUCUGGACAAGGUGGAUCCUCAAGAUGAGACUCCCACCCUGACUAAAUCAGCAAAAGCAGCCGUGGCGAUGAUGUGUAUAUCCAUAGUCCUGGUAUUCCUGCUAUGUUUCGGCUUUUCCUGGAGGAGAAGAGAUGAGAAGCAAAAGUCCCUGAUCGUAUCCGGAGUCAUCCUCCCCCCACGGGUGACUGUCGGCCAGAAGGGGAGGGUGACGGUGAGCAUCGAAGGGAGGCGGGUGGAUCGGGUCCAGACUUUGUGGUUUCUAAAUGACACCCCCAUCUCUGACACCUCGCUCACAGGAGCUUCCAAAUCUUACUUUAACUGCCUCUACAACCCCUUAACCACCAUCCAUCUGCCCUUUGGUCUAACUCUCACCUCCCCAGCUUCAGAGAAAGGUCCUCUCCUGACCUCUAGGGGUGGCAUGGGAUACUACAAGCUGCACACUCAGGGUCCACUGCAUUCAUCUGGGACGGGAACCCAACAGCUGAUCUCGGCGCUCACCUUCAUCCCCCAGAUUUCCCUCCACAAAGGAGCCGUGUUUAAGUGUCAGGUGUCCUACAUCGGGAAGGACACGUUUGUGGAGGAAAGGGUUUCGGAGAAGUUCACGAUUCUGUCUCCUCCUGAGGUGUCAGAGAUACAGCUGGCAGAGACGGAAAAUGACCCAGAAGUGAUCAGCAUGACGGUCCGAGCGUCCCAUUUCCACCCAGAUGUCAUCACCUUCCGCUGGUUCUGUCAGGGUGGUGAGCUCAGCCCCGUGGCCUCCCAGGCCUCAUCCUCACCUCGACCCGAUUUCGAAGGAUUCUUUUCCGCUUUCAGCCAGUGCAAACUUCCCCGGAGCGAACUGGAAAAGGGAGCUGCAAAGGUGUGGGUCAGCGUCCACCACAUUGCCCUGAAGCAGCCGGUAACUCGUGAGACCAGAGGAUUCAUCAAACGGCCCCGUGUAUCUGAAGUGGUCGACGCCACCAACUCCUCAGAUCAGAGCCUAACUCUGGGAUGUGAAAUCACUGAUUUCUACCCCCCCAACAUCUCAGUCACCUGGCUGAAGCUGAGAGACGGAGAGGCGGAUGACAGGGAAGAGGAGGUGAUGGAAGGAGAGCUGUGGGGUCCGGUGCAAACACAUCCCAAACUCUUCAGGGCCACGGCCACGCUGAAGAGAAACACAGCCCACCAGGGGAAAACAGCCAGAAGAGGAGGCAUGAUCUGCAGAGUCCAGCACUCGUCUUUACAUGAGCCAAUAGAGAGAGAAUGGAGAAAUGGAGACACUGCUGCUCCCUCCAUCCCUCCAUUGGUUUCUGUUUGUUGGAGCAGUGAAGGCGUUGGCGUGUUCUCUCUCUUGUUGAAGGGAGGUCACCCUAAAGCCAAACUCCUCUGGACAGCUGGGGGACCUACUUUCUCUCCGUUGGUGUCCAGUGAGACAGAGGAGAUAGGAGACGAUGGGCAGAGGGAGCUGAGAAGUGUGUGUGCCCUGGAGAGGUCCGCCGUGCCACCAAAUCCCACAAACAAGCAGCAGGAAAGACGGAAGAACAAACGGGCAAUAAAAACAAAAGCUGCAGUCACAGACCCUUAUGCUGAAGGGAUAGAGUACAUCGACGAAAAGGUGGAUGGAGAGAAUAACAUCAGCAGAGAUGAGGACACAUCAUCUGAGUCAGAGGACGAAGAUGAGGAGGAAAGCGACAAGGAAAGAGAGGACAACCCAGGAGCCCUUCACAUCAACAGAGUCGAUCUGAGGACAGGUCCUGGAGAGAAUGAGAAAGAGAAACUGAGAGUGUGUGUAGAGAUCACACACCCGGCCCUCAAGCUUCCUGCGUAUCGAAUGUGGACAGCUUGCAGAUCCAUUUCAAAUAGCUAACAAACUGUGGGGACAACAGUCCUCAGAAACUGCCAUCUGGACUUCUCACAGCUGAAGCAAUGGAGUAACCAGGUCUUGUCUACGUUUUGCGGGCUGAAGGAUCACCGUGACACCGCUGGUCUUUGGAGAUGUAGGGAUGGUCCGAUAAUUCUGAAGAGGAAAGUAAACAGAAACACAAAACAAACGGAGGCUGCCCGAUCCAACUACCCAAUACAUUUUGUGUAAUGACUAUAACAGGACUGUUACCGCAGGUCAAACAGAACUACACACCACACCGGUGUUGUCAUUCUCACACAUGUUUAUGUCUGAUGAUCAGCAGCACAGUUCUCCUCUCUGAUGCUGCUGCCUCUGAGCCGAUGAUAUUCCCCUGGCUCCUCGACCCCCGCAGCCGCACACAAUUAUAUAAAAAGAAUAUAAGUCAUUAGAUGGCUAUUGCUUGUUUGUUUCUGGACAUGUGGGGCAGAUAUUUCAUUCUGUCACGAGACGUUGUCUGCCACGAUGUGGGUGGUUUAUUCACCAGAAUUCUUUACAUGACCGUUAACCCUUGUAAGGACUAACGUCUAUAUUUAAACACUUCCUCUCACAUCAUAAAUGGUGUCUGUGUUUCUUUUCACAGACUUUUAGAAUUACGGGAUUUCACCCAGCCAAUCAAAAGAGAUCAAGAUAGUCACAGUUCAUUCCAUGGCACCAUUCCACCAAUUAGAGUGGGACUAUGAUGCACCAAAUACUGGUGUGUCUGCAGAGCCCGAAAACUGCUGGGUCGUAUCUUGUGUUUACGGUCAGAUCUCUAAAACUAACAAUGCUAGGUUUAUGAAGCUUUCACAUCACAACGUUGACAAGUUGUUAAUUAUAGCAUAAAAGUCAAAUUACCAUAUUUGACCAUAAGUGUUGAACAAGUAAAAUAAAUUAUGUACGUUUUCAGGUAAAAUAUAUUGUUUUUAGACAGAAUCUACAUAAUCAUGGUUACAGUGAGAAAAAAUAUCAUUUUUAAGAUAUUGUAGAGUUUUAAACUAAUAUUUCCUUGCAUUAUGACCAAUAAGAUGUGAUAUUCCAUACAAAUAUGAAAUAUUAAUCUGAUUGAUCUUUGAAUGUUUAAUCAGAGGAUUCUAGGGUUCUUUGCUUAUUCAGGGACCAUAAACACACUUCGUAUUAAUUCAGACAGAGUCAGUAUAUAGUAUAUAAAAUGAAUUUAAUUAUUUUCCUAAACUAACAAUUUAUACAUGACAAGAUAUGAAAAAGUAGAUGUGAUGUGGUGGAUGUGAGAUGUUGUGAUGGAAGCUUGAUGUUGUAGCAACCGUUCUUUGUAUCUGAGAGAAAUUGUGAAAUCUGGGUGUAAAAGAAUUUGUUGUUUGUUUUAAACUAGAGAGUUAGUUAUUGAUGAAAACCUCAUCAGACACCAGUAUGCAGGCUUAUGGUGCCCUGGUAUGAGUUGCUCCCGGAGGUCUGGAGGGUUCCGGUCAGAGUGGUGAGGUCACCGGAUGUCGAAACCACAAAACUCAGAGAUUAGUAGCUUCCUCUGAGUUCAGUUUCCCCGGUCAUGAGAUGCAACCCGGGGUCUGCGGGUUAGGUGUCCAAGGUGGAUGUCUGAGUUUAAGUAGCUCUGAAAAGAGCUGUUGUGUCUGUAAUCAUUUGCAGCGUCGCAGAAAGGUUUUGCCUUAAGGUCGAAAGAGUUUGUUUCAAAAGAGGCUUCUUUCCCGGUUUGGCCCAAUUGAGGGUCAACUGGAAACUGAAUUACUCGGGAAGUAAUUCUUGUUUUAUUAAACUACUUUUUCAUGAUUUCUGGCCAAGUCUGGCAAAUCAGAAUUUGACACGUUUCUGAGUAUUUACCAACAUCCCUCAGAAAGCCACGCCCUCCUUCAGAUACAAAGAUAUUUUAACCUUAAUAUGUAUCUUAUUGCAAUUUGUAUGAGAGUAAACAAUGAUUAGUUAAAUCAAACACAUACUGAUUUGUGAUAUAAAUGGAUCAUUGUAAGAAAAAUAUUCAUUUUAAAUUCAUUGAUUUAAGCACAGAUUAUUCAAACAUUUCAUUUAAACAUCUUGUUCAUUAAUCACAUGUGAUUAUUUAAAUU